AUGGAAAACAAGCUUGAAGCAAAAGACAAAAGCAUUCAGAAAAGAAUACCACGUUCGGUACCAAAAGGAAAGGAAAAGAACUAUAAGUAUAUGAUUUAUACUGAAGAGUUGGAAAAUGAAGAAGAUAAAGAUAUGGUUAUGUUGCAUUUAGUCAGAAGAAACAACAAAAGCUUUUACGACCUUGCUAAGAUUUACAAAUCUGACAGAAAUUGGUUCUAUCGCGAAAACUUACCGAUUUCAAUGACCCCAAAUGAAGAUGUGAAACAAAUAGUUCAAGAUACGUUACCUCAAACACACUAUGAUAUGAAAGGUUGUACAAUACUUACCUUCAAAGAAGACUUACCGCUACUGAAAGAAAAAAUAACAGAGUAUUUUGACAACUUCAAACAAGUAGGGUAG
This is a messenger RNA of Trichomonas vaginalis G3, 399 nucleotides long. RefSeq lists its product as uncharacterized. The transcript has a single exon. Bases 1 to 399 code for a protein of 132 amino acids. The record is from RefSeq and is a predicted model, not a curated record. Lineage: Eukaryota; Parabasalia; Trichomonadida; Trichomonadidae.